Molecule: messenger RNA, 1448 nt
Organism: Equus quagga
Lineage: Eukaryota; Metazoa; Chordata; Mammalia; Perissodactyla; Equidae
Gene: APEX1
Product: apurinic/apyrimidinic endodeoxyribonuclease 1
Exons: 5
Coding region: 203-1159 (318 amino acids)
Biological process (GO): base-excision repair
Cellular component (GO): nucleus
Molecular function (GO): DNA-(apurinic or apyrimidinic site) endonuclease activity; endonuclease activity; double-stranded DNA 3'-5' DNA exonuclease activity
Source: RefSeq, a predicted model, not a curated record
GCGGGCAGGUCAGAAACGGCGUUGCUGUUAUUUUGCCCGUCACAGGGGCUUAUCUGGACGUCUGAUCGGCCAGCCUAAAUCGGGACCCUUAAUUAAGGCCCUCGAUUGGCCAGAGGGCAGAUCUCGCGAGGAGGGCAACGCGAUAAAAAUACUGAUUCGGUGGGCGACCUGGAACGGGUGCCGAAGGGCGUUCGUUACAGUGAUGCCGAAGCGUGGGAAAAAGGGAGCGGUGGCAGAAGACGGAGAAGGACCCAAGACUGAGCCAGAGGCCAAGAAGAGUAAGACAGGAACAAAGAAAAACGAAAAAGAGGCAGCAGGAGAGGGACCAGUCCUGUAUGAGGACCCCCCAGACCAGAAAACCUCACCCAGUGGCAAAUCAGCCACACUCAAGAUCUGCUCCUGGAAUGUGGAUGGGCUUAGAGCCUGGAUUAAGAAGAAAGGUUUAGAUUGGGUAAAGGAAGAAGCCCCAGAUAUCCUGUGCCUCCAAGAAACCAAGUGUUCAGAGAACAAACUACCAGCUGAACUUCAAGAGCUGCCUGGACUAUCCCAUCAGUACUGGUCAGCACCUUCAGACAAGGAAGGGUACAGUGGUGUGGGCCUGCUCUCCCGCCAGUGCCCACUCAAAGUCUCCUAUGGCAUUGGCGAGGAGGAACACGAUCAGGAAGGCCGAGUGAUUGUGGCUGAAUUUGAUGCAUUUGUGCUGGUAACAGCCUAUGUACCUAAUGCAGGCCGGGGUCUGGUGCGCUUGGAGUACCGGCAGCGCUGGGACGAAGCCUUUCGCAAGUUCCUGAAGGGCUUGGCUUCCCGCAAGCCCCUUGUGCUAUGUGGGGAUCUCAAUGUGGCUCAUGAAGAAAUUGACCUUCGCAACCCCAAGGGAAACAAAAAGAAUGCUGGCUUCACUCCACAAGAGCGCCAAGGCUUUGGGGAAUUGCUGCAGGCUGUGCCCCUGGCUGACAGUUUCCGGCACCUCUACCCCAAUACAGCCUAUGCCUACACCUUUUGGACCUACAUGAUGAAUGCACGCUCCAAAAAUGUGGGGUGGCGCCUUGAUUACUUUUUGUUGUCUCACUCUCUGUUACCUGCAUUGUGUGAUAGCAAGAUCCGUUCCAAGGCCCUGGGCAGUGACCACUGUCCCAUCACCUUAUACCUAGCACUGUGACACCUCCCCCACAUCAAUUCGAGCCUGGGAAAUAAGCCCCCCAGACUAGCAGAGUUCUUGCCCCCCUCCCAAACUUCUUUAAAAUCUGCACUGUAUUUCCUUUCUGAAAAUCCUUUAACCAGGCUCCUAGUGACAGACUUAGGUUUCCUUUAAGCCUGAGGUGUUGGGAUUUUUUUUCGGUGAGUUCUCUCUCCUGCUUGCUCUCUUUCUUUUUUUUUUUUUACAUUAAACAAAAGCUACUGAUGACCUCCUUGAACUGUCCAUGUGAAAAUAAAGAGCCAUAGUUUGC